AUAACGGAAGGGUCGUAUUAACACCUUUGCUUUGCUACCAAAACAAAGAUUACAAAGUGAUCAAAGAAAAGUAAAACAAAAUGUCGGUGGAUUGGUUUGGUUAUGUGUACGCUGCCACUGUUGCCGCUGGCGGAGUUAUGGGAUACGCAAAGGCGGGUUCCAUUCCCUCGUUGGGAGCGGGCUUGGCCUUUGGAGCCCUGCUCGGCUAUGGGGCCCAUCUAAACUCCCAGAACACGCCACGCCCCCUGCUCCAACUGGGCACCUCCCUGUUCCUGGCCGGAUUAAUGGGCGCCCGGUGGAAUCGUUCCGGAAAACUUAUGCCUGCCGGCAUGGUCUGCAUGCUCUCCGUUGCGGCUCUGGUGAAGAAUUUGGUCACCUACAAUCGCUAUCUAAUGCCCACCGGCACAAAGGGCGCAUAAAGUGGCAAACGAAGGACCACAAAAUGCUGGACUUGCCAGGAGAUUUUUUACCUUAACUCUUCAUUUACAUACUCUUGCUAAUUGCUGUUUUAAAUUAGUUACCCACAUACGGUGAUUGGACCUUUGGUAUAGCGCUGUGUCACUCUCUAAGCUAGCGAUAAGAAACUGUACUUGCUGGAAAUAAAUUUUAUCAUCUAUGCUUUUAUUAUCUUGCUGGAAUUAAA
Drosophila elegans is the source of this 643-nucleotide messenger RNA. Its product is annotated as transmembrane protein 14 homolog. The coding region runs from base 81 to 419 and encodes 112 amino acids. Gene Ontology annotation, cellular component: mitochondrial membrane. NCBI's taxonomy places the organism in Eukaryota, Metazoa, Arthropoda, Insecta, Diptera, Drosophilidae. The record is from RefSeq and is a predicted model, not a curated record. Gene Ontology annotation, biological process: regulation of heme biosynthetic process. The transcript has 2 exons.